GACCCCGACUCACCAGGUAAACAAAAGGCUGAAGUCACGCCAUCUCUGGAGAGUUCUCAAGAUAUUCUCCUUGGACUGGAGUCAAAGAUGCCCAUCCUGGAGAAACAGACAGCUAAAGACCAAGAAGGCAAAGUCUUGCCAAAGGUCCCAGUGCCUCCGCUGAAGCAAACCCUCGACAUGUAUUUAAAGAGUAUACAACACCUGGUGGAGGAGGAACAGUUUAAGAAAACAAAGGCCAUUGUGGAGAAGUUUGGGGCUCCUGGAGGUGUUGGAGAGAUUCUCCAGAAGAAGCUUCUGGAGAGGAGAGACAGAACAACUAACUGGGUCUACGAUUACUGGCUGGAGGACAUGUAUCUGAACAACAGAUUGCCACUACCGGUCAACUCCAGUCCAGUUAUGGUGUUUCCUAGGCAGAUGUUUGGAGACCGUAAAGAUGCACUCAGAUUUGCAGCUCGUCUCAUCAGAGGAGUCCUGGCAUAUAAGGCUCUCAUUGACGCGAGAGCGCUGCCAGUGGAUUUUGCUCGGGGCCAAUUAGCUGGAACGCCCCUUUGCAUGGAGCAACAUUAUUCCCUAUUCACCUCCUACCGCUUCCCAGGACUAAAGAGAGACAUGCUGAAUGUCCGCAUGAAUGAAACGUCCUCUGAGCUGGAACACGUCAUUAUAACACGGAAGAACCAGUUUUUUGCAAUGGAUGUUAUUGCAAAUGGCAAGCAGCUCAACGAAAUCGAGAUCUUCUCUCAGCUGGAGAAAAUAAUGACAAUGGCAGACAAUGCCAAAGAGAGACAACCUCCUGUUGGAAUCCUCACAUCAGAUGGGAGGACAGAAUGGGCACAAGCUCGAGAAACACUAACAAAAGAGCCAAUCAACAGAGCAUCUCUGGUCCUGAUAGAGAGCUGUGUGUGUGUUGUGUGUUUGGAUGAGCCCUGCAGCUCAGAGCUCAGUGACACCACCAGGGCCCUGCUGAUGCUGCACGGUGGAGGCCGUGAGAAGAAUGGUGCAAACCGCUGGUAUGACAAGUCAAUGCAGUUUGUUGUAGGUCUGGAUGGCAUGUGUGGAGUGGUGUGUGAGCAUUCAGCAUUUGAGGGUAUUGUUCUGGAGCAGUGUUCUGAAUACCUGAUGGAGUACAUACCAGGGAGUCCAGCCAAAUCAGCCACAUCAUCCACUGUGAGAGAACUUCCAUCACCACGGAGACUCUUCUGGAAAUGGAACCCACCACUCCAAAGACUACUAGCGGCAUCUGCAAGCAGACUCCAGAGGCUGGUGGAUAAUCUUGACAUGGACGUGUUUAACUUUAAAGUUCAUGGAAAAGAAUUCAUCAAAAAGCAGAAGAUGAGCCCAGAUGCAUAUAUACAAGUUGCACUACAACUUGCAUUUUACAAGUGUAAUGGAAGACUUGUGCACACUUAUGAAAGUGCGUCCAUUCGCCGUUUCCAAAAAGGUCGUGUGGAUAACAUUCGCUCAGCCACCGCCGAGGCCCUGGCUUUUGUCAAAUCGAUGACGGAUGAAGCAGCCACUCUUGCUGACUCAGAGAAAAUGAAACGACUGAGGGAUGCAAUUAAUGCCCAGACCAAUUAUACAAUUGCAGCUAUUACAGGAAUGGCAAUAGACAAUCAUCUUCUUGGGCUUCUGAAGAUCUCCAAGGAGCUCAAUAUGGAGAAACCAGAGAUUUUCUCUGAUCAGACAUAUGUGGACAGUAACCAGUUCAUCUUUUCUACCAGUCAGGUUCCCACCACAGAGGAAAUGUUCUGUUGCUACGGCCCAGUGGUGCCCAAUGGCUACGGGGCCUGUUACAACCCUCAGCCGGACCACAUCGUCUUCUGUGUGUCGAGUUUCCGGGAGAGCACGGAGACGAGCUCGGCCGUUUUCAUCAAAGAGCUGAAGCGGGGCCUGCUGGACAUCAGGGACCUGUGCGACAGAAACAACGCUGCAGCUUCCAAAUUGCCCGAUCACAUGAAUGGAGUCGGCCAGACCCAAAAACAGGGAAGUAAGCCAUACUGACAGAGCUCAUCCAAUCAGCUGCUCUGCUCAAAAUGCUCAGAAUUUAGCUUUAGACUCCGCAGAAAAGAUGCAGCUGUUGUGUGUGCAACAUUACAUUAUCUCGUUUACAACAAAAAAUUCACAUGUAACUAUGAAGAAUAUAUGUAGAAAUAUAAAUAUACAAUUCUGUUUUUGUAUCUGCUUCGAUGUGAGAUUGAGCCUGUUUGAUUCUGUAGACUGACUGAAUUGGUCUGCUGCCUUUAGGAAACUGAAGCCAUAACUUUUAGCACUGAAACGAGGAAAACUCCUCUGUCACAGUGAUCAAUGAUUUAUGUCAAUAUAAUAUACAUGGUGCAAUAGACAAAAUAUACUGUGCAUAAAAUACCUAGGGUAUAUU
Messenger RNA from Thalassophryne amazonica, 2374 nucleotides. RefSeq names its product choline O-acetyltransferase-like. Gene Ontology annotation, molecular function: choline O-acetyltransferase activity. Gene Ontology annotation, biological process: neuromuscular synaptic transmission; acetylcholine biosynthetic process. Gene Ontology annotation, cellular component: cytoplasm; neuron projection. Bases 88 to 1998 code for a protein of 636 amino acids. The record is from RefSeq and is a predicted model, not a curated record. NCBI's taxonomy places the organism in Eukaryota, Metazoa, Chordata, Actinopteri, Batrachoidiformes, Batrachoididae. The transcript is spliced from 15 exons.